CUCAAACCACCGUUGUCAUGCAAAGAAGCCAACCUUGCUCCACUUUCCACCAGAAAAUUAGAACUUGAGAGUGUUAAAAUACCUGGUUUUUAGCAUUCAACGACUCCUCUAUUCUUCUUCUUUUCUUUCUUUUAAUUGAUUCCACUAAGGUAAAGCCUAGGCCAACUAGGAUGAUAUCUCAGCCUCCUUUUUAAAUGAUAAUUCCGAGUCUGAUCUGAUCAGAUGGUCAUUGACAAUAAACCCUAGUGAGCAGUUAAUGUCCAUCUUGGGCUCCAUGGUUUUGAGUAAUAGAAGGAAAAGUUGCAUGGAAUAGAGCUAGGAGUACUCUGCGUUUAUCAACAUCCUUACAUAAAGUUAGCUAGAAAUUAAGGCAGAAUAUUUGCGCCAGAAGAAAUUGUGAAGUGUUUUUUGUUUUUGUUUGUUUUUGUCUAUUGGAAAGAAGGGACAUGGAAGAAGAAGAUAAGGAGCAGGUCUUGCCUCCUGGCUUCAGAUUUCAUCCCACUGAUGAAGAGCUUGUCAGUUAUUAUUUGACCCACAAGAUCUACAAAUCCAAUUUCACAGCAAGAGCUAUUGCAGUCGUUGACCUUAAUAAGUGCGAGCCGUGGGAUCUUGCAGGGAAAGCAAAGAUGGGAGAGAAAGAGUGGUACUUCUUCAGCCUAAAGGACCGCAAGUAUCCAACUGGACUUCGGACAAACCGUGCAACAAGUGCAGGUUACUGGAAAAUUACUGGGAAAGACCAGGAGAUCUUUAAUAGACAUACUUCAGAGCUAAUCGGAAUGAAGAAGACAUUGGUCUUCUACAAAGGCAGAGCUCCAAGAGGGGAGAAAACUAGCUGGGUCAUGCAUGAGUACUGUCUACAGUCCAAAACCAAAACCACUUUUGAAGCCCAAAAGGAGUGGGUGGUCUGCCGAGUAUUCAAGAAGAGCUGCAGAGAGAAGAGAUGCCUCCCCAGCCAGCCUCAGCCUGAUCAUCAAAAGCUUCAAAAGAGUUCUGCCUUCAUGCCAUCAGUGACGCAGGCCAAGACGUACCAAGUGGCUGGCAGCAGAAAGGGCUAUACAGAGCUGACAAGGCCAUCUAAGGCAAUUCUAGGCCUGAGCCCACCGAGCCAGCCACAGUUUGGUUCAGCUGGGAGCUUCACGCUGUCAUCAGGUCUUGGAUUACUCCAUCCCACGGUGGCUGCCAUGGAGGCAUGGACCAACUGUAUCCUCUCAAGUGCUGAUAUGGAGGUAUGGCUGCCUCAUGUGGAUUCUAAUGUGGAGCUUGAGAACUAUUGGCCCCCUUGUUUGAGUGGAAAAGAGACUCAUGAGAGCCUAAUAUAAGCUUCUUGUGCAAAAAGAGUUGAGCUUUCCUUCAGCAAAGAAACCUGUUGUGUUCUCAGAUAUGAUAUGAUAAUACGGGUUAAACUUAAAAAGAAGAAAAGAUGAUACUUGGGUUCAUUUUGGAACUCCUAAUUGGAAGUGCAGCACAGGGGAUCUGAUACUAAAAUUGUGGUGUAAUAUUUUGAGUUAUCAUUGCUUUUCUUCUCUGUUUACUGGAGAUUAAACAAUGCAUUUAAUAAGAUGGAUUUCGAUCUUCCUACUAAGCUUUCAUCGAUUACAGAGAACACUCUGGUGCUUAAAUAAUUUGAUUAGUCAAGAAUCAAACACCAUUCCACAAAAUAUGACAUCAGGCCAUAAGCCAACUGACAGAAGAUCAAAAAUAUAAUUUCAAGCACUGGUACAGCCAGCACCGUCAAAUGCAAAAAAAAUUCAUCGCAGCUACAUUGCUACAUUGUUUCCAUA
Molecule: messenger RNA, 1781 nt
Organism: Phoenix dactylifera (date palm)
Lineage: Eukaryota; Viridiplantae; Streptophyta; Magnoliopsida; Arecales; Arecaceae
Source: RefSeq, a predicted model, not a curated record